AUGUUUCUGGUAUACCAUCUAGCUUGGAUUAUUUUUAUCUUACCAACUUACUCUAUAUACUGUUGGGAUAUAUAUAAUUUAUAUGAUGAUAUUCAUAUUGAAAUUUUCUAUGGAUCAGAGGUGCAAAUAAAAGAGCUGUUUAAACUCACAAACUCCAAUUUUCUACCAGUAUUUGUUAAUGCUCACUUUAAGUGGAAAAAAUUUAGCAAGUACUACGAUAAUGUUCAUGAAUUUGUACCACAUUUUAAAUUUGGAAAUUCUAAAUUUCAUGAAUAUGACAAUAUUUACAAUAUAUUUGAUAACAAACAAAUUACAAAGUCAGUUAUAGAUCAUCGAAGUCAAAACUUAUUUCUAUUUUAUGAUUAUGAAUUCAAUCCAAAUAGACCUUUAGAUACUAAUGAAGAAGAUAUUUGGAGAACAGUGGAAUAUAACUCAAUUUUCAUUGAGAACAUAAUUAUUCCUGGAAAGGGAAGUGGUAGACUUUUUGCUGCAAUUGAAGGAUCAAGAGUUUAUAGAUGUGGCUUGUAUGAAGGUAUAAUUGAGAUAACUGAUGGUGAUAAGAUGAUGAUUAAAAAAGUUAGUGUGCUUGUUAAAUAUCCUCCAAUAGUUAUAUUUGAUGGUAUGAACAAUAAAGACAACAUUUUACCACUAAGUAAUAGGUUGAUUGCAAGCACAGCCUCAGUAAAAAUACGAAAUUAUUGUAUUAAUAGUAUACUAUAUGUUGAUAUUUUAGUUAAAAGAAGUGCUCAUUUAAAAUGUAUUAUUUGUUCGCAAAAAGCUAUAUUACCAGGUUAUGAUUUAUCAGUUGAGUUUAAGUGUAGUGAACCCUCAAAUCAAUUAGAGUUAAUAGAAUACUUAAUUGAAUUAAAAGCUAAUUGGAAAGGUGGAAACUACUUUACAAAAUUUAUUUUUAAAAGUUUAGAUGGUAACAUUAUGAAGAGGGGUUUAUUAGAAGUAAGAAACCAUAAUCCUAUAUUUGAAUGGAAAUCUCCAAUAAUAAUUGAUGAAGGUAUAUACCCAGCAUGCAUGACGUGUCUAAGGAAAAAUUAUACUCAAGGUUUAAAUGCACAGAUAUAUUCCGUAAUUUAUUCAGAUGAACUUGGAGUAUCUAUUUAUUUAGAAGCAGAAAAUACUCUUCAACAAUUACCAAAAGUACCAUUAAGGACUUGGAAUACUUAUACUUAUAAAUCUCUAUUAAGAUUUCAUGAUGACUCUACUGUAGAUAUUUUUGAAUGUGAAUUCUCCUAUAUUACAAAUAUAUCAAAAAAUCGGAGAUUUUGUGAGAUAUAUGAUAGUGAGGGUGGUAUAAAAGUUUUAUUAAAUUCAGUUGAGAUCUAUCUUAACGAAAAAAUAUCUGGAGAAAUAUUUUAUUAUUCAAUAAAUAAAUUAGGUAAUCAAAUUGAAUUAUAUAAAAAAUAUCCAAGUGGGGAUUAUGUUAUAAUAGUUAAAGCUGAAAUUAAAAAUAUAUUGGAAACAAUUGUAAUUCAAGUGUUUAGCAAAUCUGUAGUGGAUUUUUGGUUUGCAGAUAAAACCCAGUUACGUCGUGACAUGGUUGGAGAUACCAUGGAGUUAUAUGGGAUAAUUAUUGAGAAAAAGACAUUACAAGACAAAAUUAUUAGAAGUUUAUUAUCAAAAAGAACAUUCCCUACGGAUGAAUUUUUUGUUGGGGAAAUAGAAUCUGUUAAAUUAGGGAAAGAGAAUAUUAUAUUUGACUUUGAAACACUAUCGAGAUUUGGUAGUGUUGAAAUAUUUGACUUGGAUAUGACAUUAACAUUGGGAAAACUUAUGGGAAAGUUGAAUAAUGGAGAUGAUAUAGAACCAAAUAUAAUUGGUUCACUUGUUUCAGUCUCAUUCCAUGCUGGAAAAAGAAAUUUAGUGGUAAAGAUGGAAGCAAUGACAUACAAGAACUCACUUCUGAUAUUUCGAGUCUAUUUAAAUUCAACUGAAAGAUUAUUUGAUGACUUAAUGAUACACUCAAAUAUAAGAGAGUCUAUUUUAGUUAAUCCAUUUAUAUGGCUAAUUAUUCCAGUUAAUAUAAUAGCAUCAUUUAAGACCGCAAAUACAAAUUCAGGCAAAUAUAACAUUACUCAAACAAUUUUAUUGAAAGUUAUAAUUAGAUUUCCUUCUAUAUUUGUAUACAAAGGGUAUUUAUGUAAUGAUAUACUAUUUGUAAAUAUUGAAAAUGAUUACUUAGACCUUCAACAUGUGAAAAUUAUGAAAUAUGAGCAAGUCAUAGGUGGCAAGACUGAAAUAGAAGUUGCCAUAUAUAGGCAUAAUAGUGAUAAUUUAUUGAUGAAUUACACACAAAUAACAAUACCUUAUGGUUUAUAUGAUGUUAGAUUAGAAUUAUCAAUAUUUCCAAAGUCAGUCAUUGAAUCUGCACUGAAAAAAUCCUAUAAUCAAGGAAUUCUAGUAGAAAUUCCAUACUUUUUAAAAAUAGGAGAGAAAAGAUUUCAAAUAGGAAUAUUAGGCAGAUGUGGUUUAGUGAAGGUAUCUAAAUUGGAAGUUAAUUUUGAUAUUAUCCCAGUGAGUAUUAAUAAAUACAAAAAGUAUGUCACCCUUCAACUGGAGUCACAAGAUAAUUUGUGUAAUAAAGAAGUUGUUGUUUGUUUUGAAAUGUCUAGAUAUUAUAAGCUUAAUAUAGUAGGUGAAGAAGUAUUAGAGACUUUAAAUAGUUCGGAUACUGGUUUAUACUUCCAAUUUUAUAAAUUGAAUCCCAAAACUAUAUAUUCAGUGUAUAUUGAAGUAAACAUAAAAGAUGAUAUUAAACUAGGACCCAAAGAACUUCUUAAUAUAUCUCACACUCUAAAUAUUUAUAGUAAUGCAGCAUAUUCAAUGAUGAAUGAAAUGCAAAGCGAAUCUAUUAAAUUUAUCCGUUUUUCAGAUCAUAAAAAUUUGCCAGAGAAAUUCAAAGAACUACUAUUUUUAGCACAGUUUGUCACAUUAACUGGACAGAUUAGAAGUUUGGAUGUUAAAAUUCAAAAUCCAAAAGUACAAAAUAAUUAUUCUAGAUAUACUUCAUAUAGCAAAAAUGAAACUAUGAGUUUACCAGUUGGACUAAAUAUGAUAGAAAUAAUUAACCAAGAAGAUUUUUUAGUACAAUAUUCAAUAUUAAUGUCAGAUCAGUCUACUAAAUAUGAUCUUAAAGAUAAGAUUGAUUCAUUAGAAAGGUUUAUAACUAAAAACUAUGCUAUAUAUACUUCACACAAUCAAUCUAAGUCUAUUAUAGUAGAAGCUCCUUUAUCCAUAACAGAUCGUAUAUUAUGUUCAUUACAAAAUGAAAAAAGUUACUAUAUUUAUGAGAAUUUAAUAUUUAAUUUUCCAUUAGGUGAAAAAUUAUAUUCAAAUAUUGAGUUUGACUGGUUAAAAGGAACACUUAAACUAAGGGACAAUUUGAAGACUAACAAACUGAAUAUACAUUUAAUGGAACCACUUGACAAGGUAUGUAAGAUUAGCAAGGUAGAAUCAAUAUAUAUUGAAAUAGGGCAUAUUAGCACUACUAAAUGGCUAAUUAGAUUGAAUUUUUCUAGUAUAUAUGAAGUUCAGAUACUAUUAUUUGAAUCAGGUCGCAUUGACUGGAUUUGGAAGAAUCAUAUAUCUUCUGAUAGUGAGGAUAUUUUAAAAGUAUUCAGUAUUAGUACAGACAGAAGUGAUGUGCUAGAUUUUAUUUCUGAGCUUGAAAUUGAUAGACACUUAAAAUAUUUUUCAAUAUCUAUCGUUCCAUGGUUAGAGGUAUCUUCAGAUAUUCCUAGAGAUGGAUAUCUAAUGCCUAAUGAAAAAAGAACUGUACCUAUUUGGGUUCAUAAUCAAAUUACAAUGACCAGUUCUUAUAGAUCUCAACAAAAAAGUUUACAUGGAACUACUUUAAUUAAAUUUAGAGGAAUUACUGCAUCUAAAGAUAUUCAUGGUAUAUUCCUUAAAAGAACGCUUAAAGAAAAUUCGGAUCAUUUCAAUUUUGAUAGUGCGAGUUCAGUACUCAAUUUAGACUGGUCAGUACCUAAUAUCAUAUAUGAAAAAAAUCAGGGUACUGGGUAUGUGAAAUAUAUAGCAUUAAUGAAUUCUACAGCACCAAUAUUAUAUUUUAUUUUGGAGAUACAAAAACCUACAUUGUGUACAGGCUCUUCUAAUAGUGGAAAUUAUAAGAUAUGUAAACCAUACAGUAAUGAUGAUGUAGUUAAAGGAUUUAGAGUUAUUUGGUAUCCUCAAAAUAAGUUUAAUCCAACUAACUACAGAAGUACUGAGUUUUUAAUUAAUGAUAUACCAAAACUGGAUUUAAGAAAUGAUGUUUUUGACGGUGAAGCUCACUUUUCUAAUAUAUUUAUAGAAUAUAAAAAUAAAUACAAAAGAGAAAAAAGUGGUUUUGCUUACAUAUUAGCCAUUGAAUGUGAUUGUCUUCCAUCUAAACAUUAUACUUUCAAAUUUGCAAUAACCCACAAUUACAACAUACCUAAUAGUGUAUAUAUACCCCCAUUUGGCUUUAAUGUAACUGUCAGUGAUCUUCCUUUAAGGGUACUAAAAUCUAAAUAUAAUGGAACUGAUAAUAUUGAAGAACUAUGUAAAGGAUUUAUUACUUUAAACUCCGACAACACUGGAAUUUUUAAGUGGAAGAGGAAUCGAGAAAUUAACGGGUCAAUAAGAAAUAUUGUUUUAGGAUACAAAAUUGCUGAUAUAAAAACGAACACAAUUGAAAAUGCUUUAGAUUGGACAUUCUCAGAUAGUUAUAAUGCACAAGAGAUGUUAAUAAACUUUUCUAACCCUAAUUCAGAUGAAAUAAUUAGUGAAUACAUUGAAUCUGAAUUUACAAUUAAAUCUUUACCUGCUAAUAGCAAUAUUCAGUUUAUAUUUAAAAUGGAAAAUAAUAAUACAGAUGAAAUUAUUUGUAAUUCAAAAAUAUAUAGUACAAAUAAGGGUGUCCCUACUAAACCAACAAAUGUACUUUAUAGCCCAUUAACUUAUAACUCAGUUAGUAUCUCAUGGAAUAAUCCACUUAACAAUGGAGGUUAUAAAUUAAUUGGGUUUAGCUAUAAUAUUUAUUCAUCAAAGAACUUAACUACAGAUAAAAUAUCAAAUAUGACAAAAAAUUCAUUCCUUAUUAUUGAUAAUAUGAUACCAAUGGUACCAUAUACUGUAGAAGUAUAUUCAAUAAAUAAAUUGGGAAAAAGUGAACCAUCUUUAAUUGAAAAUGUUUUCACAAAGCCUAUUGACUGUAGUCAAUUUUCAAAUAGUGUCAUUGAUUUGGUUAUUAGUCAAAACACAGGUAUAGAGAUCACAUGGGCUUUAAACCAGGCUUCAUCUUUUAAAAAUAUUGAUAACAAUUCUAUGAUUUUUAUAUAUUGCAAACAAAGUGGGAAAAACAUUUUAUUGGAAAUUAGUUAUAUAAAAGAUCUAUGUCAUCUUAAUAUAUGUAAAUGGACUGAAAAUAAGGUAAAUAAAGUGAGAAAAUGUGUAUUUUAUUAUAUAAAAGUCUUAAAUCAAGAUAAUAAAGAGUUUAAUUGCCAAAUUUAUUCAGAAUCAGGAAUUACAUCUGAAUUUAGAAAAUUAAAUUCAAUAACUGGUAAACAAAAUUCAAUAUAUUUUAUUGACUUAAAACAAUAUUCUGAAAACUCGAAUAUAUAUUAUCCAAAAGGUUAUAGUAAGACUUGGAGUAAUGGUUUAUCUAGAGCAGUUUUAAAACUAGGUAUUUCUUCAAAUAUUGUACUAGUUCAUAUUAGUAUAAAAUAUUUACAUCGUAUAAGUAUAUUUAACAUUACAAUAUUAAAUGGAACAAGUGAUCAGAUUUGGUAUAAUGAAUAUGAGUAUAAUGUGAAAUCUUACGAUAAUAAAAUAUCAUCUAAACAUAAUAUCGAAUAUGAAUUAUUUGACAAUUGGUACUUAAAUAGAAUUAAUAACGAAAAUUCAAUAGAACGAGAAAUUGAACUAAUGCUAAUAAAUUUAGUUCCAGGGGAAGUAUUAUUAAGUAUUCAAGGUAUUGACAAGUUUCAAAAUAUUACUGAUGAAUUAAAUCAUAUAAUAAAAUUUCCUAAUUAUUCUCACAGUAAAAAUUACUUAAGGAAUUUGGUUGAAACUAAUAUUCUAGAGGUUCAAAUCUACACUGGAAAAGCUCUGAUAGAUUCUGCUCUUAGUAAUCAUAGGCAGCUUUUAGUUGAAAAUUUAGAAAAUGCCACUUUUGAACUGAGUACUCCCUCACAAAUAUCUAAAUAUCGACAUUAUACUCCAAAUCACUUAUUUGUAACGAGUAAAUUAGUUGUUUCAGAAUGGCCAGAUGAUUAUGAACGACAUCUUUUCAAAAAUAUUACUGUCAAAGCUUAUUCUGGACAAUACAACUUUGGUGAUCAUGGUGAAGAGCUUUUGGAACAGCAAAUAAUUUACAUGCCAGUUUUGGAACUUAAACCAUUUAUGCUUCAAAAUCAGAUAUUUAUAAAUAUGUUUGAUGGAAAAGCAGAAACAGAAUUUAAAUUCUAUAAAACACUUAAUCAAAGUUUAUCCGACAACUUGAGAGCCGAUCGACAAUUAUCAUACUUUCCGCAUAUUUCAUUAUUAUUUGAUCCCCCGUCAUGUGUAAUGUAUAUUAAGAUAAAGUGGUCUGCUAAUUAUGCACCUUUGUCUACAAAAGUAUCAACAUAUUUAAAGACAAAAUCAUCGAGAAAAUAUGUACAAAGACAAUUUAAUGAAUCACCACAUUCGUGUAAUCAAGUGAAAAGUCCAAUAGAUAAUAACUCCUCAUUAUAUAAUUAUACUAAAGAAGAUAGAAUAGAUAUAUUACAAAUUUUUCCACCUGAAGAGAUGGUGAAUACAUAUAUGGUGGAUCCAAGUCACAGAUAUCCUCUAAUGAAAAACAUCACAUUAUUAUUUAUUGGCUCUUGUAAUUUAGAUCAAAAUCAAUCAGAAAGUAUUUCACCUGUAUUAUCUAUCAUAGAAAUGGAUAUUAUUCCAUGCCAAACUCAUGAUCUUAUGUUAUCAUAUUCAGAUCCUCUAUCAUCGAAAAAUACAACUUUAAUUAAUUAUAAACAUAAGAUAGACAAGCUAUUACUAGAAAAAAAAUAUAGACAAAUACAAGAUAUCAUUGUAAAUAAUAUAAAGUCCCAUAUAUUUAAUGAUAAAUUAGUUGGAGACGGUUAUACAGAUUUAUUAUUAGCUAGAUACAAUACUUCUUUAUAUGAAAAUGAAGUAUAUAUUGAUUUCCAAACAAUAUUUUCAGAAGAAUUUGCACUAAGAUCAAUGGAAUUUUCUCCAUUAAGAGUUCUAUUAUACACAAAUGAUUGGAAGAAGCUAAAAGAGCGUUCCUUAUUAUCUAAUCAUGUAUCCCCGUAUAAAGUUACAAUUGACCAAACAAAUAAUUCUAUAGAAUUAUUAAAAUCCUUCAAAUUUGUUAUUAGAUGGAUAUUCUUAUCUUAUAUUCUUUAUAAAUUUUAUUUUAUACUAAAAAAAAUAGUGAUAUGUUGA
Cryptosporidium muris RN66 is the source of this 7443-nucleotide messenger RNA. RefSeq names its product fibronectin type III domain-containing protein. Bases 1 to 7443 code for a protein of 2480 amino acids. The transcript has a single exon. Gene Ontology annotation, molecular function: protein binding. Lineage: Eukaryota; Apicomplexa; Conoidasida; Eucoccidiorida; Cryptosporidiidae. The record is from RefSeq and is a predicted model, not a curated record.